Agrilus planipennis (emerald ash borer) is the source of this 3431-nucleotide messenger RNA. RefSeq names its product protein shuttle craft (gene stc). Gene Ontology annotation, biological process: negative regulation of transcription by RNA polymerase II. NCBI's taxonomy places the organism in Eukaryota, Metazoa, Arthropoda, Insecta, Coleoptera, Buprestidae. The transcript has 9 exons. The record is from RefSeq and is a predicted model, not a curated record. The coding region runs from base 256 to 3330 and encodes 1024 amino acids. Gene Ontology annotation, molecular function: DNA-binding transcription factor activity, RNA polymerase II-specific; zinc ion binding; RNA polymerase II transcription regulatory region sequence-specific DNA binding. Gene Ontology annotation, cellular component: nucleus.
GUAUGAUCUAAAGCGGAGUCACGUUAAUUUUAUAUGUUCAUAAUUUUGAUUAACUUCAAAGGUAGAAAUAUAUUAAUAAAGGGUAAAUUGUAAUUUUUAUUUAUAUUAGUGUCAUUUUAAAUUCCUGUGGUAACAGCUGAUAAUUAUUUAUUAUUUUAAUAAGUAGUUUACUGUUACCACCUCAUUCUCUAGUAUAAUUUAUCGCUGUAACCAGGGAAAAAACCAUAUUUUGCAAUUGCAAUUUCUCAAGAUAAUAUGAGUGGCUCUGGUGGUUGCAGUUCAUCAAGUAAUACUUCUAACAGGAGUACCAGAUAUGAUAUUAAUUAUCCUGACCGUUACAAGGCAGCUGACCAUGUUGAUAAUUCAAACAUUCCUGUUUUAUCUAGUACAUUGACACCUGAAGCUAAGGAGUUCAAACCUAAUUCUAAUCUUUAUUGUAAUAUUGAAACUUCUGAACCGAGCAUUUCAAAUGGUGCUGUUAGAAAGAAUUACAAAAAGUCUUACUAUUAUAGCAACCAGAAUUAUAACAGGAAAAAUAAAGGAAAAGACAACAAUUAUAAUGAAUACAUGUCUAGAGGAAGUGACAGAAAAAAAUAUCAAAAAAAUAGGGAGCAAGACAUUAGAGGAAAUUUAAGAAAUAUGAGAGAGGACAGCAGUAAUGGGACAGAUUUUGAAAAUGACACCAGAUACUUUCCAAAAUCUAAUGAUAGCAGUGAUUAUUACAGGAGUGUAAAUAAUUAUAAUAAAAAUUAUUAUAAACAAGCAUAUCCCAAUGAAUUUGGAAACAGAAGUUAUAGGAGAAACUACAAUACGUCUCAAAAAGAAAAUUUUAGUAAAAGCUAUGGAAAGUAUACUAAUUCAAAAACAGACCUUGGAUCUUAUAAUAUAGUCAGUAAAAAAGAAAAUUAUCAAGAAAUAUCAAGUGUAAAGCCAGAAAUCAAGCCUAAAAAGUAUAAUACUAGUGCUAGUAAUAGCAGAGCAUUUUAUUUACAAAAAUUAAAUAAGAAACUUGAUAAUGUCUCACAGAGAGAAAGAUUGGAAGAAUUAAUUGUACAUUGUCUACUAGAAUGUUUAGUUUGUUAUGAAAAGCUAAAACAUCAUGACAAGGUGUGGUCUUGCAAGCAAUGUUAUCAUGUGUUACAUUUGAAUUGUGUGACAAAAUGGGCAGAAUCGUCAAAGAUGGACUCAGGUUGGCGUUGUCCAGCUUGUCAGAAUAUUUACUUGCAAAUUCCUGAAAAAUAUGUUUGCUACUGUGGUAAAAUAACGGAUCCCCCCUAUUUACCGGGGCAUUUACCUCAUAGUUGUGACGAGGUAUGUGGACGCAAGAAUCGAUUCUGUUCGCACAACUGCACUCUUUUAUGCCACCCGGGCCCCUGUCCUGAUUGUAGUAUAAUGGUAACACGUUCUUGCAGUUGUGGCUCAACUGUGGUAAUGAUAAAAUGCAGUUCUAAAGUGCCUAUUCAGUGUUCUUCUAUUUGUAAUAAACCUUUAAAUUGUGGCUCGCACAAAUGUACAAAAGUUUGUCACGAAGGCGAUUGCGGGCCUUGCAAAGAGAUCAUUAAACAGGAAUGUUAUUGCUAUAAACAAGGUCGAGUUGUGUCAUGUACUACCGAAACGACUGGUAAAACUUUGUACAGUUGUGGUGAGAACUGUGAAAAGUUGUUGGAAUGCAGUAACCAUAAAUGUCAACAAAUGUGUCAUGAUGGAAUCUGCAAUCCAUGCUGUAGGUCGCCUGGUUUGAUUUCUACCUGCCCCUGUGGAAAAAAGAAAUUAGGGGAUGAUAGAAAGUCAUGUUUAGAUCCUAUACCUUCCUGUGGACAGACUUGUGGUAAAAUGUUAAAGUGUGGACAACCAGGAGCACAUCAUUUUUGCAAAGAACUUUGUCAUGAAGGUGACUGCCCCAUCUGCCCUUUGACAACUUCUGUGAAAUGUCGAUGUGGUUUAAUGGACAAAGAAAUGCCUUGCGCGAAGUUGACUACGAGGGCUGAUGACGCUAGAUGUCAAAAGAAAUGCACCAAAAAACGUUCAUGUGGCAAACAUAAAUGUAAUCAGAACUGUUGUAUCGAUAUCGAGCAUAUCUGUCCUCUUCCAUGCAGCCGUAUGCUUUCGUGUGGUAAUCAUCGUUGUGAUCGCACCUGUCACAAAGGCCGUUGCCCCCCUUGUUUGCAAUCUAGCUUCGAUGAACUUUAUUGUGAAUGUGGAACAUCCGUUAUUAUGCCUCCAGUACCAUGCGGCACGCGACCUCCCGCCUGUUCGAUGCCCUGUUCGCGUACACGUUCUUGCGGUCACGAUCCAUUACAUUCAUGCCAUUCUGGAUCUUGUCCUCCAUGCACCGUCCUAAUUAAAACCUGGUGCUAUGGUCAACAUGAACAAAGGGCCACUAUACCGUGUCAUCAACAAAGUUUUAGUUGCGGCCUGCCUUGUGGGAAACCGAUGCCUUGCGGCAGGCACAACUGCAUCAAGCCGUGCCAUCUUGGUCCAUGUCCACAACCCUGCAAGCAACCUUGUAUCAAAAUGCGUCCUGGUUGCGGUCAUCAGUGUAAUCAGCCUUGUCAUGAUCCUCCAUGUCCUGAAACAUCCUGCAAACAAAUGGUUAAGGUCACUUGUCAGUGUGGCCUAAGGUUCGCCUCUAAAAUUUGCUUAGAUUUGAUUGGUGAGUAUCAGACAAUUGCUAUGUCUCACUUGGCUAGUAAAAUGGAAGAGAUACAGAGAGGAGAGACCGUUGACCUGAGUGAUCUAGUUGUUGGAAAACAAACUAAAAAGAGCGCCGCCCUAAAAGCAUUAGAAUGUAAUGACGAGUGCCGAGUGGUGGAACGUAAUCGUCGUAUGGCAAUAGCUCUCCAGGUAUCUGGGUCAGACUUCCAGCAAAAAAUCAUACCCAAAUAUUCAGAUUACAUGCGUCAGUGGGCGAAAAAGAAUCCAACUUUUUGUCAAUACGUACACAACAAACUCACUGAACUCGUUGAACUAGCCAAACAAAGUAGACAGAAAUCGCGUUCAUUUUCGUUCGAAACAAUGAAUAAGGAGAAGAGACACUUUGUGCAUGAAUAUUGCGAGCAUUUCGGUUGUGAAAGUGCCGCAUAUGACCCCGAACCUAACAGGAAUGUGGUAGCAACAGCCUUGCGAGAGAAGUCGUUUUUUCCAAGUUAUAGUUUGCUAGAAAUUAUUCAAAGAGAAAAUGGUCAAAGAAAAGUCCCCGGACCUCAACAGUUGGAAAAAGGCCAAAGAUCCUCAUCGGAGAGCGUGUCAAUGAAAGUCUCAGGGCGGCUCAAUAGACCUCCUACCCCUCCUGGAGAGUACGUAGACUAUUUUGAUCAACCUCCAGCUUAAAAUAAGAAUUUUCACGCCAAUGUUGAUUUAUAAGGUAUGACUAUUAUUUGUACUUUCCAUUUUAAAUGGAAUAAUAUACUACUAGAUGUUGAGGAGUUCAA